Messenger RNA from Chlamydomonas reinhardtii, 1796 nucleotides. RefSeq lists its product as uncharacterized. The coding region runs from base 321 to 890 and encodes 189 amino acids. Gene Ontology annotation, molecular function: peptidyl-tRNA hydrolase activity. Gene Ontology annotation, cellular component: cytosol; mitochondrion. The record is from RefSeq and is a predicted model, not a curated record. Lineage: Eukaryota; Viridiplantae; Chlorophyta; Chlorophyceae; Chlamydomonadales; Chlamydomonadaceae. The transcript is spliced from 3 exons.
CAGGCCAGAUAGACAGAGGUCCUGACCACAGCACACUGCUGCUUGCCGCCAAGCUGGGGCCAAAGCUCGUUGCUCGUUCGCCUGUGGCGUGUUCGCCCGCGGCGUCGGGCUAUCGCAUUUUCACCACAUUAAGCUAUCAUCAACGUGUUUUGGUCGCCGGCCAGACUAACCCGUCGUCCUGGGCACCCGCCCACCGCAGCUUGCACAGCCCCGCCCGCGCACUCCCUGUGCUUACAGCCGGGUCAGCGGAGCUCCUGUCCGCUUCCCUAGCGCAGCCCGACCUGCUCGCCCCCCUCACUAGCGCCGCGGCCUCUCCCACCAUGCCGGGCCUCGCUCUGGUGCUGCUGGACUCGCUCAUCAAGGUGGCAGGCGGGGUGGCCAUCGGCUGGUGGCUCAAGGACGCCGCCGGCAAGGGCAAGUCAGGGGGCGGCGGCGGCGGCAGCAGCAAGAAGAGCAAGCAGUCGGCGGCGCGGCGGGCGGGCGCGGCGGCGGCUGCGGGCGGCAUUGGCUCCAGCGCGCCUGUGCCGCGGCCCCAGGAGGAGCUCAAGAUGGUGCUGUGCGUCAAUAUGUCGCUCAAGAUGGGCACCGGCAAGGUGGGCGCCCAGUGCGCGCACGCGGCGGUGGGCGUGCUGUGGUCGCACUACAACAGCCACAACGUCGCCAUCCGGCAGUGGGAGAUGUACGGGCAGCCCAAGAUCGCGCUCAAGGUGUCUGACGAGUCCGAGAUGGCCGCGCUGGAGGCCAAGGCGGCGGCGGGCGGCAUCCCCACCUACAUCGUGCACGACGCCGGCCGCACCCAGAUCGCCGCCGGCAGCCAGACGGUGCUGGCCAUAGGGCCCGCGCCCAAGAGCCAGCUGGACACAGUGACCGGCCACCUCAAGCUGCUGUGAGGCAGAGGGCGUGUGUGUGUGUGUGUGUGUGUGUGUGUGUGUGUGUGUGUGAGUCUUGAGGGGCCGAGGGGGUGAUUGCUUGCGUGUGUGGGGGGCGACCGGGAGAUGUGUGUGUGUGGCAAGGUGUGUGGUGGGGGGGCAGUGCGGGCUGAUGGGCUACGGGUAAUGAGCGGUGUUGCGCCGUGUGGGGGAGGUGGGCGGAGGGAUCUGCGGCACUGGGUCUGCAGCCAAGCCUGACGUGCACAUGUCCACCGGUAUGUGGGGGAGGGAGGGCUGGCAGGCCGGCUGUGGCGACUGACACACGCGGAGCUGCGUUGGCAGUGUGGUCAGGACUGGGGUGUGUGUGUGUUGGUGUGAGCAAGCAGGCGAGCGACCGGACACGCCUCGGUCCGUUGCUUCUGGGAGGCCGCCGCUGCGGCGGCAGUGAAGAGCGAGGGAGGUGUUGUGGGCCCGGCUGCUGAAAAGCUGCCGUGGACAGGCGCUGCAGAGUCAGCGCGGAUGAGUUCAGACAAACGGACGCUGGUUUACUCCUGUCUGGUGCGUGGCCGUCAUGGUAGAUACAUGACAAUCAUUGGGCACGGAGAGCCGGUCAAGAGACGCAUGCUUGCCAUGUGCCCGGAUCGUAGCUGGGAUCGUAGCCCGUUACGUUUUGCAGGCGGCUGCGCUGCGUGCGUGUGGCAUUGCGGUUAGUCUAACACUGGGUGUGGUGUGCAUCCUGGCGAGGCGUGCUAGCAACGGUGUGCACCUACUGUGCCAUCAGUUCCAGUGACGUUCUCGUUCUGCUCGAAGCAGCCGUGCUGCGGGAACCUGUGAUGUGGGGUGGACCGGUCUGCGGAUGGAUUUCGGAUGGUGUUGUGGGCCAAGGCCCCUUCAACCGAAAGCCUGUUGAUGUAAGCUACAUGUGCA